UGUUAGAUUUCAUUGCUUUGCCACUCUGUUUGUUUAUAAAGAGUUGAUCUUUAGAGUGAACCAACCUUUUGUAUGUUCUGUUUAUCUCUAAUUAUUAUUACAGUACCUUUUUUUAAAAAUUUAUUCUUGAACUUUUUAUUGUUAAAGCCCGAAUUUGAACUGAAUUACAAUGCAAUUCUGUAUUACGUGUACGGGGGUUCAAUUGAAUCCACUUCAUUGGAGAGUUACAAUGUGCAAAUUGGGUAAAAAAGUGUUCUUUUGUAUUUGUAGAUAAAUUGUUGAAUAUGUUUGAUAGCUAAGUGUAUUCACUUACUGUGCAAGUUUGCAUUUUUUGGGAAAAUUACGCUCUAUGUCUACUGGGAGAAAAUAUUUACGCCAUGUAGCCCAUAUUUUGAGUUUGUUACCCGGUUUAGCCCAUAUUUGUGUAUAAACACCUUUUUUUUAUACGCUUUUGUAUAAACACCUUUUAUACAAGGUUGAUACAUUAUGUAUAAUGCUUUCCCCCAGGUAUAAUGUAUAGAUAAAACAUAUAGAGUUACGUGGCAUAAUAUUUUAUGUUGGGCUGUAUAUUUUUGAAAAUUUCCCUUUUGUUUUUUUAAUCCCCUUGUUAGACUUCAUGGCUUUAUCACUCUGUGUGUAUAUAAAGAGUCAAUCUUUAGACUGGAAGCUAAUUUUUACUUGUUUCUUAAUACUUCAAUUGAAAUUAUCUAAUUAGCGAGUGCUUUGAUCCGAAAAAAGUACUAGGAGCUCGGUUAGAUUGAGCUCAGUUCUUGUUGUUAUUCACUAGCUGACAUAUGAAACCUAGUAAAAGCCAAGCCUUUUACAUCUUUGAGCCAGAAAAUCCUCAAAUCGUUUAGCUAGAGUCCUUUGUGUUCCAAACGAGGCGCUCAGCAGCAAUACAUAUAGAUUGAUAGGUAUAAAUAUCUGAAACCUUUGUGCAUUAAUUAGGGUUUGGUGUUUAGUAUUUAUGCAUAAAAUGGGAAACACAGAGAUUUGGUGCAAAAAAAAUGAAGGCACAGUGAAGCUUUCUCUAAAGUUUUAUGCUUUUGGGUCUUUACUCUUUUGGUAUGAUUCUUGAAGGAGAGAUGGAAUGAGGCUGUGAAGAAAUUUUUUACGUCGAAGUGAGAAUUGUUAUGAUCCAUAUUCUGGUGGGUAAAUGGCAUGAUCUUCAUUAAGGAGAAUCAGUGCCUGGUGAUUUACGGUGAGAGAGAUAGGAGAUAGAGGAGAGGAAAGGAGAAAAAACAGAAGAAAAUGAGCUUUUUUUCUAGUUCCACGUUCCUUCAAGGAGUGUUUUUCUCUGUCCAGCUCAAUAAAAUCGAUGCCACAUGAACAUGGUCAACGGUCAGAGGCGUUUAUUAAUAGUCAUUCCGCCAAGUAGAGUUGUUUAAAUGGAAAAAUUGGAAGUUGGGGGCCGGCUUAAAAAUUGGGUGCAACUGUAUUUUGUCUCAACUUUUAGCACCUUGGGAUGGCUGUGGGAUGAGGCAGGGGGGCUUCUUGAGCCUUAUCCUGAUUGAGGAAGAAGGAUACGACAGCCUUCACAAGUGUAAGGGAGAAUGACAAGUCUAGAGAUUAGAGUAUGUUUUGCAAUUAAGUGUAAAUAGUGUUUUGCAUCUAAGGAGGUGGGUUUCAACUGAGUAGUAUUAGGGGAGUUUUUAAUAGAGAAAUGACUUCUACUACAUAUUAUGGACGCUAUAUUUUCCAAUCUACCCAUCGCCUUACUGGUUUACGUGUAGCAAUUUUGUAACUUGAUUAUUAUGGCUGGUGAAUCUUUUCAUCCAUGAUUGUUAAGCCCAAGGAGUGGAAGCUGUACCAUAUUACAGGGUACUUGAGAGUUCAGUUUUAAUGUUGUCGUAUCCUACUCUAUGCACCCUUUUUUUCCAACAUUUGAAUUAGAAAUAUAAACCAAACAUUCUGGAUUUCUGCCUGAUUGUUACCUCCAGUCCAGCUUUAUAAGUACCUUUAUAUGUUUUAUCUACAAAUAACUUAAUUCAUUGGAUUGACAGUGUCAAGCUGAUAUAGCUUUGUAAGUCAACCUCUGGCAGUUGGAAGGAAGCAAUACUUGCCUUGUCGCAUGGAAUGGACAGAAUUAGCUAUGUCAAAACAGACAGCAACUGAAAGAAUAUGAGAGACAAGGAUCCAAAAUUGGGUACAAACAAAACUUCGUCUAUGACAGCUCAACCAGAAGGGCCAUCAAUCGACCUUGAGGAAUACUCUGCAUCAAAGACUCUGAUUCCUUUUGACCAACCAGUCCCUCUACUUCGAGGUCCCAUCAGGGCUGGCCCACAAGAAGAAACAGCUGGGCGAUUCAUCCUCGCAUUUAAAGACCCUAUCUCCUGGGCCUCUGCAUACAAAGCUUGUGAGUCUCAAGUUAUUCAACAAUGUGAAUCCGGAGCUAGGAUUGGUUGCUCCAUCGUAGCCUCAGACAAAUGUAAAACCCCUUGGUGGAAGUCAUUCCCUGGCAGUGCUUCCAAUCAAGACUUUGCAGAGAGGGCGAGAUGUGAAGAACGUGAAAUGGAGGCUUGCCUCGAA
Molecule: messenger RNA, 2529 nt
Organism: Lycium ferocissimum
Lineage: Eukaryota; Viridiplantae; Streptophyta; Magnoliopsida; Solanales; Solanaceae
Exons: 2
Cellular component (GO): plastid
Source: RefSeq, a predicted model, not a curated record